Messenger RNA from Colletotrichum higginsianum IMI 349063, 294 nucleotides. Its product is annotated as Snare complex subunit protein. NCBI's taxonomy places the organism in Eukaryota, Fungi, Ascomycota, Sordariomycetes, Glomerellales, Glomerellaceae. The record is from RefSeq and is a predicted model, not a curated record. The transcript is spliced from 2 exons. Gene Ontology annotation, biological process: intra-Golgi vesicle-mediated transport. Bases 1 to 294 code for a protein of 97 amino acids.
AUGUCAGAGUCAUACGAGCGUGAGCGCCAGAACAAUGCUCGCCUCGACGAGCUGUCGGCAAAGGUCUCAGCCCUCAGGGGCGUCACCGUCGACAUUUACGACAACGCGCGCGCCCACGAGGUCAUUGACAACACCUCCGAGACCUUCUCCUCCAUGUCCACCCAGCUUAAGGGCUCCGCCGGCCGGCUAACCCGCAUGGCCGCCUCAGGGAACAAGGUCGCCAUUCUCAAGCUGUCGGGUAUCAUCAUCGGCGUCUUUGUCGUCCUCUACUACAUUGCCAAGUUGUUCUUCUAA